AUGAAUCAAAGCCCAACGAUUUAUGUGCUUAUUAAAAGAACAGACGAAGUUGAUUGGGCAACCCCUCUCAAGAAAUAUAUUCAAACUACCUAUCAAGAAGAUCCUGAAAAAUAUGCCGAUGAAGCUAAUGCUAUUCAUCGUUUAAGACAAGAUAUGAGAGGUGCGGGCAAAGAUGUAACUGGUAGAGAUUUAUUGUAUCGGUAUGACGCCUUUACACACAAAGCAACUUCUCAACAUUCACUUGCAUAUGAGAAAGCUUGUACCAUUUUUAACAUUGCAGCCAAUCUAUCUGCCAUAGCUGCUUCUGAAAAUUGGUCAGAACAAGAAGGGUUUAAACGAUCUUAUAAUUUUUUUCAAGCAUCAGCAGGAAUGUUCACCUAUAUUAAUGAUAAUUUCUUGCAUGCUCCUUCAACUGAUUUAAAUCGUGACACUGUUAAACUAUUAUCACAAUUAAUGUUAUCACAGGCUCAAGAAUGUAUGUUUGAACAAAGUUUAUGUUCAAAGAAAAAACCAACUUUAAUUGCCAAGUUAGCUGCUCAACUUGGAUGGUCUUAUGGUAAUAUUGUUGAAAAUAUGGCUGACCUUAUUUCAAAAAGCACAUUUGAUAAAAGUUGGUCAACUGUUUGUCAGAUUAAACACAAAUAUUAUUCAUCAAUUGCACAAUAUCAAAAGGCAUUGGCUUGUGAAGCAGAAAAUAAAUAUGGUGAAUGUGUUGGUCGUUUGAAUAUUGCAGAAAAUUUUGCAAAGGAUGCAAACAAACUUGGCAAUAAUUUUGUUUCAUCUUUUUCUCCAACAAACACACCUACACUACCCCCUGAAGCUGCAACUUCUUUACAAGAUCUAACAAAAUCAAAUCUUGCUCUUGUUACAGAAAAAAAAAUUUCUGCAACUCGUGAUAAUGAUUUAGUUUAUCAUGAAGUUGUACCACAAGAAAGUAUUAUUUCUCCAAUUGAAAAGGUGAAUGCUGCAAAAACCAUUUUAAUUUCGGAUCUUUAUGGUCCAAAUGAGAUCCAAAAGGUCAUUGGUCCAGAUAUAUUUCAACGGCUUAUUCCAUUAUCAGUCCAUGAAUCUGCAUCUUUGUAUUCUGAAGAGCAAUCAAAAAUGAUACGUGGUGAAACUGAAAGAUGUGAUCUGGCAGAUAGUGAAUUAGAUACUGCAUUGGAAUAUAUGAAACUGCCUGGUAUUUUGGCUAAGUUCAAAGAAACUAAUGACACCUCUAAAUCAAUAAAUGAAUUAGCAACACCUACUCCUGAAGUUAGACAAUUGGCUAAUACAAUCCAAGAAGAAGAGCAACAAAAGGGUUCAUUAAAUGAGCUAAUUAUAACAUUAAAUGGAUUGAAAACCCGAUCUAAAGAAUUGUUGAAUGAUAUUAAUGCUCUUUUGGAAAAUGAAAAAAAAGAAUAUGAAUCUCUGAAGUCCAAAUAUCAUAAUUCUUGGACACAACCAACUUCGUCAUCUCUUAACAGUGUUUUUCAUCAAGAUUUAUCAAAUCAUUGUGACACACUUGAAAAAGCUACAAAUUCUGAUAGACACUUGACUCAAUUAUAUGAUCAUAUAAAAAAUGAUAUAAAAAUUUUGAGCAAUGGAGAAAAUGAUGAAGAACUAGAAAAAUUAUUUGCGGAAACAAUUGCAUCUAUUGUUGGUAGCAAUAAUAUUGCAAAAAUGAGUGAAGAAUCAAAAACAGGCUCUGAAAAUCCAAAUUUUGAAGAACAAGUUUCUAAUAAAGCACAAAAAAUUGAAGAAUAUUUAAAUAAUCUUCAAAAGAUCAAAAAAGAAAGAAUGGAAACCUUAAAAGAUUUAAAAGAAAAGAUACACCAAGAUGAUAUAUCACACAUUCUUAUUCUUAACAAGAAGAAUCAAAACAUCGAACCACAACUUUUUGCCACUGAGCUUGAAAAGUUUUCACCUUAUAAAAAUCGUAUCACUGCCAGUAUUCAUCAUCAACAAGCAUUAUUACAAGAGUUAACCUUACAUUAUAAAAGUUUAAUGCAAGGUAACGAAGCAAAAACUUUACAAGGACAAUGGGAUCGCAUUGAGCAUCAAAGAAAAACUAUUUCUGAAAAAUUAAGAAAAUCCAAAGAUAAUUAUUUUGAAGUCAAAGAAGGACUUAGAAAAGGAAUUCAAUUUUACGUUGAUUUGUUAGAUUUAAUCAAUACUUUACACAAAAGUGUACAACAAUUUUCUGAUUCUCGUCAAAAGGAGCGUAAUGAUCUAAUUCAAUCUAUUCAAAAACAGGAUCAACAAAGAUUAAAAGAACAAUUAGAAAUAUUGAGUAAUGCUACAAAUAGUUCAAAAGUUGGUUCAUAUGAUUCUUUGGAACAAAGAUUGGUUGAAGAAACUAGUAAAAUGUCUCUCAAUACAACUAAUGUGCUAAAGGACAAUAUUUACAAUAGUCCACCACCAUUAUUACAGCAGCAACAGCAACAGCAAAAUAGUGGUUAUGGAUUACACCAAUCCAUUCCACAACAAAUAAGUACACAAUUUCAAUAUCAACAACCACCUCAAAAAACCUUUUCAAGGCCUACAAGUUUGUAUGGUUCUACUUCUCAGCCAUUACAACAAACACCACAACAGCAACCAUCACAAAAAACCUUUUCAAGACCUACAAGUUUGUAUGGUUCUACUUCUCAACCAUUGCAAACACCACAACAACAAACUCAAUCACAACAAUUAUCACAAGUGCCUCAACUACAACAGGCUCCACAACAGCUGCAACAGCAGCAGCUACAACAACAACAAUUACAACAGCAACAAUUGCAACUACAACAAUUACAACAGCAACAGCUGCAACAACAAAAAUUACAACAGUUGCAACAAAUCACAAAACAAGCUAAUAUAAUAAGUUUGCCACACUAUCCUACACCAUCUGUUAUACUUCCUCAACAACAUCAAACAAAUAUUUUGCAACCUCAAGGAUUUAAUCAACCUUUGCAAAACUCAAAUAUACAACAGCAGCAACAAAAUUAUUAUCAAACUACAUCUAUUCCAUCUCCACAAGUCACCAACCAAUAUUAUCAAAAUACUGUUCAUCAUAUGAAAUAUUCAUUUUCAAACAUCAAUCAGAUAUCUUUUAUUGAAAGCGAUGAUGAUACAUUCGGACACGCUUAUAUGAGUUGUGAAGAAAAAUAUUUGUUACGACAAUCAGAUUACAGAACUCCUCAGACUGGAUCAACAAAUGUAAUAGGAACUGGUAUUUAUCCUCAACAAUAUUUAACCUCAACUUAUCCAAAUAAUGCAUCAUAUUUACAAACUAGUAACAGUAAUAUGAAUCCUAUGAUGUCAAUUACAGGAACUAGAUCUGUUUAUCCAGUACCUGUUGCAUCUCUAGCAUCAAUAACAGGAAAUGGUAUGCCUGCUGCAAAACGUGUUGCACUUGCUCCUACAACAACAACACAACCUAUUCAAAACAUCUAUCCUAAUUUAGCUCAAAAUCAACUCCAAUUAGCUCAAAAUCAACUUUAUGGUAGUAGUGGUAAUAGUACUUUCUCUAAUCAAUUGAUAAAUACUGUAAGAACCGCAAACACUGUACCAACUCAAACCUACUUAGGCACAGAUGGCUCAAGUAUUGAUGGUAAGACAGUCGGAUCAUUGCAACCUAAUUAUGUUUCUUCAAUGCAAAAUAUAAACAAGUAUUAUGAACAAUUACAAAAACAACAACUACAACAAAAACUUAACCCAAUUGCCAAUAAUUAUAAUUUAAUAAAUAAUUCACAUCCUGCUGCUCAACAGAUAAACCAUACUAUUCAAAAUCCAGCUCAAUCAUUUGAAAAUCAAAUGGAUUGGUUAGAAUUAACUAACGAUGAAGAUAUUGUUUAUGAUGAUCUUAGUUACAAUACUGAGUUUUCUAGCACUAGUAAUAUAGAAGGAAAUAUAUCAGAUUGGGCUCAUGGUUCUUUAUUACAAAAAAAUAUUAACUAUUCAAAUCAAAAUCUUUCUUCAAAAUCUUCAUGUCCACUAAUUAGUCCAAAUAGUCACCAAAAAAAUAAUUCACAACAACAAGAAUCACAGCAACAGCAACAAAAGCAACAAAAUGACAAAGAUCAAUCACCACUACAAUCACAACAAGAUCAACAAAAAUUAGAUCAAGAUCAAGAAUUGGUUUCACAACCAGUUCAAUCUACAUUACAAUCACAACAGCAACAGCAACAUAAUGACAAUUCAAAUCAACAAUCUGCUACAAUUGUACCAACCAAUUUAUUGAAUAUAUCAAAUGCACCACCACCAAAACUUCAUUUACCAACUAAUCAAGGAAUAGCUGGUAGAAGAAACCGUCAGGUUAACAAACAAUCUGAAAAAAAUCCUUCUGUUGCUAAUAAUAUAUCACCAAUACCUUCAGUCUCAUCACAAUUUCCUAAUCAACCAUCUUCAAUGCCAACUACAAACCCUAUUACCACUAAUACCAUUAAACCACCCAGAUUAGUUUAUGCACCAAAAACACGUAGAGUGGAUAGUUAUGGUGGUUUAGAUUUAACAGUUUUUGAAAGGUUGCCAUUGCCUUUAAUUGUACCAAUAAUUCAAGAUUUAGGCGCUGUUGAUAUUCAUGCUCUUACAAUGUCAUUAAAAUCAGGAAUGAAAUUGGAAGUUACAAAUGCACUUAACACAUUAACAACAAUUUCAAGUCACAAAAGUGCAUUAGUAGAUUUGAGUAGAUGUGGUGAACUGGUUGAUGUAUUGAUUGAUAUAAUAAUGGAAUAUUUUAAUUGUGUAUCAAUCAAUUAUUAUUCUGAUAAAGCUAGAUAUGAAAUUUCAUUACCAAACAGUAAAUUUUUAACAUAUGUAGAGUUAUUUCAACAAUCAAAAAGGGAAUACGAAGAGUUUUCAGAUGUUGAACUUGAACAAUUUUCUAUUUCAGAAGGAUGGUUACCAUUACAUGAACAGUGUUGGUGUGCAUUGAAUAUAAUUAGAAACUUUUCUUUUACACAUGAUAAUCAUAAGUAUUUGGCACAUCAUCCAAGAAUUAAAUCUUCAAAAACUGAUUUACAUAAUAAAAAAAGAUAUGCAAGGAAAAAAGCUUAUGAUAUAUUAGAAUAUCGUAAAAGUGUUCUAAUAAUUUUAUCAAAUAUUGCAGGAUAUGUUCUGAUACCUUCAAUACCAGUAGCAAGUGAACUUUUAUUGAUAAUUUCAGAUUUUCUAAAUAAUUCAGAUGAUUAUUAUGCACAGAUAGCAUUAGAAGUUUUAUCCAAAUUGACAGUCUCAUAUGAAAAUAGACAGAAAUUUGGUGAAUGUGAUGAAGAUACAUUGAAAUCAAUUUUUGAAAAACUUGUAAGAUUGUUGCCAAAAGCUGAAAGUAAUAUUUUUGGUGGUGGCAAUAUUAGUAGCAGUAAUAGUUCUUAUAAUAAUAAUUAUUAUAAUAGCAAUAUUAUAACUCAUACAUCAUCAAUUCAAGAAUUACCAUUCUUAGCUACCUUGAUAAUGUCAUUUUUUAAUUUUGCAAGUUUGAGUAAUGAAACUAUGAAAAAAAGAAUUAUAACCACACCAGGAUUUAUAAAUCGAAUGCUUAAGAUGACAUUGGUAUUGGCAAGUGUUAGAAAUAUUAGAACAGGUGUUAACGAAGUAGAUUGUGUUAUGUUAGCUAGAAGAUCAAUGGAAAUGCUCAAAGUGUUGGCUAAAGGAAAUAAAGAAAGUUUUCUUGUAUAUAAUGAACAGUUAUUAAAUGCUUUAUUAACUCCAUAUAUUGAUCCUGUUGUAGUAAAAGAUCUAGAGGGUAUUGUUAUUUAUCAUGUCGAUAUAUAA
Molecule: messenger RNA, 5733 nt
Organism: Entrophospora candida
Lineage: Eukaryota; Fungi; Glomeromycota; Glomeromycetes; Entrophosporales; Entrophosporaceae
Source: the annotation of a GenBank genome assembly